Messenger RNA from Aspergillus steynii IBT 23096, 555 nucleotides. Its product is annotated as 60S ribosomal protein eL18. The coding region runs from base 1 to 555 and encodes 184 amino acids. Gene Ontology annotation, cellular component: ribosome; cytosolic large ribosomal subunit. Lineage: Eukaryota; Fungi; Ascomycota; Eurotiomycetes; Eurotiales; Aspergillaceae. Gene Ontology annotation, biological process: translation. Gene Ontology annotation, molecular function: structural constituent of ribosome; RNA binding. The record is from RefSeq and is a predicted model, not a curated record. The transcript is spliced from 4 exons.
AUGGGUAUCGACUUGGAUCGCCACCAUGUGCGCAGCACCCAUCGCAAGGCGCCUAAGAGCGAGAACGUGUACUUGCAGGUUCUGGUGAAGCUCUACCGCUUCCUUGCCCGCCGUACGGACGCGAACUUCAACAAGGUCGUGCUGCGUCGUCUGUUCAUGUCGAAAAUCAACCGGCCCCCAGUUUCCCUCUCCCGCAUCGCUACCAACCUGACCGACGCACACAAGGGCAAAACUGUCGUUGUCAUCGGCACUGUCACUGAUGAUAACCGCCUUCUCAAUGCACCCAAGGUGUCGGUUGCUGCCUUGCGCUUCACUGCCACUGCUCGGGCUCGGAUCGAAAAGGCUGGUGGCGAGACGUUGACCUUGGACCAGCUUGCCCUGCGGGCCCCCACCGGAGCUAACACACUGUUGCUGCGUGGUCCCAAGAAUGCCCGGGAGGCCGUCAAGCACUUCGGCUUCGGCCCUCACAGCCACAAGAAACCCUAUGUGCGUAGCAAGGGACGGAAGUUUGAGAGGGCUCGUGGACGGAGAAGAUCCAAGGGCUUCAAGGUCUAA